Messenger RNA from Microdochium trichocladiopsis, 267 nucleotides. RefSeq lists its product as uncharacterized. The record is from RefSeq and is a predicted model, not a curated record. Lineage: Eukaryota; Fungi; Ascomycota; Sordariomycetes; Xylariales; Microdochiaceae. The transcript has a single exon. The coding region runs from base 27 to 188 and encodes 53 amino acids.
UGUAGGACGACGGCGCCGACGCGCAGAUGGAGUGGCGCUUUGGCAGCUUCCGGUGCCAGUGCGAGUCCGCCCGGCAGGCCAUUGCCCGCGAGCGCAAGAACGACAAGAUGACCGCGGCCGAGAGGGAGCAGUGGGAGGGCAUCCUCGUAGAGUUCUCAAAGGAUCCAUGUGCUCCAAACGACCAGUAGUCCAUGUGAUCGUGUCGUCAUCCUCGCGCCCUGGCUCCUGGCUACUCUCAGGCGUCGGGGGGAGUGAGUCGACCGGCUG